Messenger RNA from Trematomus bernacchii (emerald rockcod), 2308 nucleotides. It is a transcript of the gene srp54, whose product is annotated as signal recognition particle 54. The coding region runs from base 224 to 1738 and encodes 504 amino acids. Gene Ontology annotation, cellular component: signal recognition particle, endoplasmic reticulum targeting; cytosol. Lineage: Eukaryota; Metazoa; Chordata; Actinopteri; Perciformes; Nototheniidae. The transcript is spliced from 17 exons. The record is from RefSeq and is a predicted model, not a curated record. Gene Ontology annotation, molecular function: ATP hydrolysis activity; GTP binding; GTPase activity. Gene Ontology annotation, biological process: SRP-dependent cotranslational protein targeting to membrane; SRP-dependent cotranslational protein targeting to membrane, translocation.
GAAGAAGAAGAAGAAGUGUUUCCGGGUCAGUUCUGAUUAGAUGACGUUCCUCUGAGUUUCUGCUUCAGUUUCAUCAUCAAACUCUCAAACAGCCGGAAGUGUGUGUCGAGCUGCGUCUUCACCUGUCAGCUGACCUGCUGACUCACUGAGCCAAUCAGAAGGGGGCUCCCCUCCACACACACAUCUGUUUUAACACACACACGGGUUAGCUCCAGCCGCCACCAUGGUGUUAGCCGACCUGGGGAGGAAGAUCACGUCGGCGCUGAGGUCGCUCAGCAACGCCACCAUCAUCAAUGAGGAGGUGCUGAACGCCAUGCUGAAGGAGGUGUGUGCUGCUCUGCUGGAGGCCGACGUCAACAUCAGGCUGGUCAAACAGCUCCGAGAGAACGUCAAGGCUGCCAUAGAUCUGGAGGAGAUGGCCUCCGGUCUGAACAAGAGGAGGAUGAUCCAGCACUCUGUCUUCAAGGAGCUCGUCAAGCUGGUGGACCCCGGCGUGAAGGCCUGGACUCCGACCAAAGGAAAGAACAACGUCAUCAUGUUUGUGGGUCUGCAGGGCAGCGGGAAGACCACUACCUGCUCCAAGCUGGCCUAUUACUACCAGAGGAAAGGCUGGAAGACCUGUUUGAUCUGUGCUGACACCUUCAGAGCAGGCGCCUUCGAUCAGCUGAAGCAGAAUGCCACUAAAGCCAGAAUCCCCUUCUACGGCAGCUACACGGAGAUGGACCCGGUUGUCAUCGCUGCUGAAGGCGUGGAGAAGUUCAAAGGAGAGAACUUUGAGAUCAUCAUCGUGGACACGAGCGGGCGUCACAAGCAGGAGGACUCUCUGUUCGAGGAGAUGCUGCAGGUGUCCAACGCUGUGCAACCGGACAACAUAGUGUACGUGAUGGACGCGUCCAUCGGUCAGGCCUGUGAGUCCCAAGCGAAGGCCUUCAAAGAGAAAGUGGACAUUGCGUCCGUCAUCGUGACCAAGCUGGAUGGACACGCUAAAGGGGGCGGAGCUCUGAGCGCUGUCGCUGCGACCCGGAGUCCCAUCAUCUUCAUCGGGACCGGAGAACACAUCGAUGACUUCGAGCCCUUCAAGACUCAGCCGUUCAUCAGCAAGCUGCUGGGUAUGGGUGAUAUUGAGGGUUUGAUUGACAGAGUGAAUGAACUGAAGCUGGACGACAACGAGGAGCUGAUCGACAAACUGAAGCACGGUCAGUUCACCCUCAGAGACAUGUACGAGCAGUUCCAGAACAUCAUGAAGAUGGGCCCCUUCGGACAGAUCAUGGGGAUGAUCCCGGGCUUCGGGACAGACUUCAUGAGCAAAGGGAACGAGCAGGAGUCCAUGUCCCGGCUGAAGAAGCUGAUGACCAUCAUGGACAGCAUGAACGACCAGGAGCUGGACAGUAAGGACGGGGCGAAGCUCUUCAGUAAGACCCCCAACAGGAUCCAGAGGGUGGCUCGGGGCUCUGGGGUUUCCAUGCGAGACGUGCAGGAGCUCCUCACGCAGUACACCAAGUUCGCCCAGAUGGUGAAGAAGAUGGGGGGCAUCAAGGGGCUCUUCAAAGGAGGAGACAUGUCGAAGAACGUGAACCCGUCUCAGAUGGCCAAACUGAACCAGCAGAUGGCGAAGAUGAUGGACCCCCGCGUGCUGCAUCACAUGGGUGGGAUGGCAGGGCUUCAGUCCAUGAUGCGUCAGUUCCAGCAGGGCGCCGCCGGCAACAUGAAGGGCAUGAUGGGGUUCAACAACAUGUGACCAACCACCAAUCAGAUGCCUUUAAACAUAACAAGCUCCGCCUCCUGACAGGUACAGGUGGUGGGGGCGGGGCUUAGAGAGAGAGAGAGAGAGAGAGAGAGAGAUGAAGCAGGAAGUCCAAAGAGACUAAAAUAACAGCAGGUUUUGAGUUUGUCGUCUUUAUUAAAAAUAGCAGAAAAUCAGACUUAAAGGAGCAGUGUGUCGCUUAUAUGAUGAUAACAUGUUAUACUGCUUCUUUAAGUCUGUCACUUAUAUGAUGAUAACAUGUUGUACUGCUCCUUUAAGUCUGUCACUUAUAUGAUGAUAACAUGUUGUACUGCUUCUUUAAGUCUGUCACUUAUAUGAUGAUAACAUGUUGUACUGCUCCUUUGAAUGAGGAAGAGGAGAGUUUUCUGGGCCUCAUUAAUUUAAUUCUAUAUAAGAUGUUUGUGUAUAAGAUUUAAACGGAGAGUCUGUCCCGAUUGGACGAGGAGACGUCACAUGAUGGUCAGGAUGAUGGUGAUGAAGAGGAUAUUAGUUAGUGACAGUAUUUUUGUCAUAUAAUAAACAUUUGUAUUGCACCAUUUUAAA